This is a messenger RNA of Pogona vitticeps (central bearded dragon), 1451 nucleotides long. Its product is annotated as guanylyl cyclase-activating protein 2. The record is from RefSeq and is a predicted model, not a curated record. Gene Ontology annotation, biological process: visual perception. Gene Ontology annotation, cellular component: cone photoreceptor outer segment; photoreceptor inner segment. Gene Ontology annotation, molecular function: calcium ion binding; calcium sensitive guanylate cyclase activator activity. Lineage: Eukaryota; Metazoa; Chordata; Lepidosauria; Squamata; Agamidae.
AUGGGACAGUACUACACUUGCAACAUAAAGGAAAUCGAUGUGGCAGAAUUACAGGAAAUGUAUAAGAAGUUUGUUGUAGAAUGCCCCAGUGGAGGUCUCUAUUUGCAUGAAUUUAAGCAGUUUUUUGGCAUUUCCAGUCAAAGUGAAGCAUCUGAAUAUGCGGAGAGUGCAUUUAAAUCGUUUGACAGGAAUGGGGAUAACAGGAUUGACUUUUUGGAAUAUGUUGCUGUUUUAAAUCUAUUGCUACGAGGCAAACUUGAGCACAAACUGAAGUGGUUGUUCAAAGUAUUUGACACUGAUGGGAAUGGAUUUCUGAAUAAGGUUGAGUUGCAGAAAAUGGUGAAGAGUGUCUAUAAUGUCAAACAAGGAUGGACAAAAAAUAUGGAUACUCAAAGGUCAACCCCAGAGGAAGCAAGUGACAGAAUAUUUCAACUAAUGGAUGAAGACAAUGAUGGGAAGCUUUCACUAAAAGAAUUUAUUGAUGGAGUGCAAAGAGAUGAUUGGAUGAGGAAAAUGCUGAAUGUAGACAUAAACCUCACAAAAUGGAUCACUGAACACCGCGACAAAGGCAAGGGAGAAGUAAAGGGCUAAAUGCCAAGGGAAAAGGAUGUGUCAUCAUAUCAGCCCUUGCACUAUUAGUGGGAAAACAGUAGAUGCCUGAAAUGUAUGCCAAUUAUUUUUGUCAGGUGGCUUUUUGAUUCCAGAAGAUAACAGGUACAAAACAGCAUCGCUUUUUAUUGGUCCACAAUAUUAUAUUGAUCAAAGUGUGAAGCUUUGGGUUAAUUAGUUCACAACAAAUGAAUGGAAAGGUACUAAAUAUUUUAGCCAUAGAUACAUAGAAUAUUGGUAUUUACAAUCCAUGGAUAGUUGUUUUAAUGAGGUUCAAAGUAUUUUAAAAAUGUACAGCUGAAUACUUGUAUAAGUGUGAAUAAAAUCUAACUGCAUGUAUCACUUCAAAUACUAUACAACUUGGUUUCAGCUUCCAAGCCAUCCAUUAAGUUUCUUUAUUGUUCCAUAACACUUGUCUCUCAAACUACUUUUGCAGAUUGUCACCUUGUUCUCUGCCACUUCCUCAUACAAAUUCCACAUAAAGUUCCUUUGUCUUUGCUGUUAUCACUGCAAUUCUCAAGUAGGUUUCUCUCACACAUAAUUUCCUCCAUAUUUGCUAUAUGAGCCCUGUCGGAAUGCACAGCAGCCAUUCCUUUAAGCUGUGUUAUGGCUUGGACAUGGAGGGUAGCAAAUGGCUACAACCUCUGCAUAAUGACCUAGUGGACCAUUUCUAAAUAUAUAUAUAUUUUUUUGGGGGGGAACUGAAAGAUAUUUACAAGUGCAGAAGUAUAUACUUGACUGGAGAACUGGGUUAUUAUUCCUGAGGGUUGAUACAGUAACUGCUUUGGGAAUAGCACUACAUGUUCAUGGCUUGUUUCUGUAUCCCUGUAAUGGCUCCUUAG